GUGUAGUUGCCAGUCAUGUAGCCAAAUCUCACAUGGAACUGAUGAACUGAUGUAAAUGGCACUUUGAUAAGUAUUUUUAUGGUAUGACCCUUUAGAGUAAUAAUCAGAUGAUGGUUAUUAUCGUACGAGACUUGAGCUUGCGUUUUGAUGAAUGUGCAAUGAUAAAAAUCUCUUUUCAGUUCUUCAAUUUCAUUUACUUUCUAAAUAAACAAAAACAACCAAUCGCAACAAAGAAAGCCAUGGGAGCCAUUGACUGUGAGAGGCCUGGGUGUGUUCCAUUUAUCAAAUGACCAUUGAUAAAGUCAGUUGCUUGUUCAUCCAUCUUUUCAGUAGUUUGUUCGUCACUUACUAAGUUGAUAAAUCUGUCAAAAAAUUACAUUGAUGAGCAUUUUUGUCAAUUGAUCCUUAAUAAACCGUACGGAUGAACCAAUGGUAUUUUGCCAGCAGAUUAUAUAAAUGUAUAACGAAAAAAAAAGUGAUGGUUAUUGUACUUUGAGGGUGCGUAGACUUUCAAAAAGUAUUAACACACCUCAAGAAACUUCCAAGACUAUAACUUUGCUAUAUAGAAAGAACAAGAAAUCAAUGGAUCUAAACAUUUCAGAUCAACGUUGAUUCAACUUUUAAGCUAAUUGACCCCAUUUUUUUUCAUACACUUUGCAGACGGCGAGUGGUAUUUGAAAACAGAUAAUUUGGAAGAAUCGUGAGGUAAUGAUGUUUGGAAAGAGAUUGGAAGAAAGAGAUAAUGAAGUAGUGUUGGUAAUUUGUAGGUGCAAUUGAGCACGGGCUUCGUCUGAAACUUUAGCUGUGAGUGCAGUGUUCCCCAUUCUUCUCGUGAAUGGUUUCAAUUUGAGGUCCCACAUUCUCAAUUCUCCUACCGCUACCUGUUAAGUUUAGUGUAGGAGAGAGAUUGAAAAUGCCUGCAGAGAAGUCGAACAGUUGCGACACCGAAGUGGAGGCGUUCGUGGAGAUUGAUCCGACGGGAAGGUUCGGGCGUUACAACGAUCUUCUCGGUUGUGGUGCUGUGAAGAAGGUUUACAGAGCUUUUGAUCAAGAGGAAGGAAUUGAGGUGGCGUGGAAUCAGGUUCGGCUCAGGAAUUUCAGCGAAGACCCUGUUCUCAUCAAUCGCCUUCAUUCUGAGGUUGAGUUGCUCAGAACCCUCAGCAACAAGUACAUCAUCGUCUGUUACAGUGUGUGGAAGGAUGAGGAACGCCACAACAUCAAUUUCAUCACCGAGAUUUGCACUUCCGGGAACCUCAGGGAUUACCGCAAGAAGCACCGCCAUGUCUCCAUUAAGGCUUUCAAGAAGUGGUCCAAACAGGUCCUUGAAGGGUUGGAGUAUCUUCAUACUCAUGAUCCAUGCAUCAUUCACAGGGAUCUCAAUUGCAGCAACAUCUUCGUUAACGGCAACAUUGGCCAGGUGAAAAUUGGUGAUCUUGGAUUGGCUGCAAUAGUGGGACGGAACCAUGCUGCACAUUCUAUUUUAGGAACACCUGAAUACAUGGCACCGGAGCUGUAUGAGGAAGAUUACACUGAGAUGGUGGACAUAUACUCUUUUGGAAUGUGUUUGCUUGAAAUGGUUACAAUGGAGAUACCCUACAGCGAAUGUGACAGUGUGGCGAAGAUCUACAAAAAGGUCACUAAGGGAAUUAAGCCUCAGGCUUUGAGCAAAGUCACAGAACCAGAGGUGAAGGAAUUCAUUGACAAGUGCAUAGCACAGCCAAGGGCAAGACCUUCUGCCACAGAUCUCCUUAAGGAUCCUUUCUUUUAUGAACUCAACAAUGAUGAAGAAUCGACGCCAUUAAAUUGAUAUUGUCUGACCCUUCUGUCCAAUUCAACAACUUUUCACUUCCAAUCAAAGUAUGUUCGUAUUACAUACUGAUAGUUGGUCAGUAGAUGCAUUUCCUUUCCAGUUUCACUGUAUCUGUAUUGUACAGACUGAAAGUGCCAAUCAACCCAGUUGCAGCUUUUUCAGUGGAUUCCCUUGUUUGUUUCUGCCAUGUUCUGUUUUA
This is a messenger RNA of Vigna umbellata (rice bean), 2009 nucleotides long. The record is from RefSeq and is a predicted model, not a curated record. Lineage: Eukaryota; Viridiplantae; Streptophyta; Magnoliopsida; Fabales; Fabaceae.